AUGGGUAUUAUUCGAGACAGCAACAGGGAGUUUUAUGAUGCUGAACAAAUCGAGGAUGAUCUUAUCCGCUUCGAGGCUGAAGAUGAACUUCCUGAGCCGUCUCAGCUGAACAAAUCCCGUGGCUUGAAUAAGAGCCGCAGUAACAGAAAAGGUUCCUUGUACAAGUCAAUUGAUGACUUGUACAUUAAGAAGAAGAUGGGUGCCAACAAGGCACGCAGAUGUGAAAACUUGCGCAAUCUUUUGAAUUUGGUUCCCAAGGAAGAGUGGGACAAUCUGGAGCAACAUGAUCAAUUGGAAAACAAGGUUUCUGUAUUUGCAGAACUGCUCAUGGAGACUGAAAAAUGGGAGAUCUGGAAUGAAUAUAUUAACAGUUCUGAAGAGGAACAGAAGGAAUUGCUGGAAAAGUCCAACCAGAAUCAUAAAACCCAUGAAACUGAACAGUCCCCAUCUGAUUCAAGUGACAAGGACUUUGAUCCAGAUUCCUGGGAACUAAUUCCUGAUAUGAGAACCACUCAUCCAGCUUUUACUGCAGAGGAAUGCUACCAAAGAUUGGACAGAAGGCUAAGAUCAACACUGAAACGCCGUCACUUCCCACAGGGUUUGCUAAUGUCCAUCGAGGAAGAGUUGGUCACUUUCUUUCAAGAAUGGCCAACUGCCAUUUACAUAUCUCAACUUGCCAACUCUUUUGAACGAAUGCUGCUUCAUGCCAUUUGUCAGUAUCUGGAUUUGAAGUCAAAAAGUUUUGAUGAUGAAGGAACCCGUAGGACUGAAGUGGAGAAUAACAAGGAUUAUUUUAAUCCUCCAAACGUUCUGUUAAGCCAGUACAUCCAAAAAAACCGAUGA
Messenger RNA from Acanthosepion pharaonis, 843 nucleotides. Lineage: Eukaryota; Metazoa; Mollusca; Cephalopoda; Sepiida; Sepiidae. The record is from the annotation of a GenBank genome assembly.